Arabidopsis arenosa is the source of this 1913-nucleotide messenger RNA. The record is from the annotation of a GenBank genome assembly. Lineage: Eukaryota; Viridiplantae; Streptophyta; Magnoliopsida; Brassicales; Brassicaceae.
AGGGAGCAAAUGUUUCUGAAAUCUCCACGACGAAGAAGAGAUUCUUCGAUUCUUUUUUGAAUACUUAAGUUAACUCUCAGUUUCUGCUUCUGUUAUGGUCUCUAAAGAUAGUUGCCGCAACGAAAUCCGUGCGGCUAUUCGACAGCUUAGCGACCGUUGUUUAUACUCCGCCGCAAAGUGGGCAGGAGAACAGCUUGUGGGGAUAGAGCAAGACCCGUCUAAUUUUACACCUGCGAAUACGAGGUUUCAGCGAGGAAGCUCUAGCAUCCGGAGAAGGUUCAGCACCAAUGAAUCUAUUUCAACACCAUUACCUUCCAUUGGCUUCUCUCAAGCAGCUACUCCUCUCCCGGAAGAAGAUGAAGCGAUUGAUGGUGACUUUUACCUUUUAGCAAAGUCCUACUUUGAUUGUCGAGAGUACAGACGGGCUUCCCAUGUGCUUCGUGAUCAAGUGAGCAAGAAAUCAGUGUUCUUGCGUUACUAUGCCCUUUAUCUGGCUGGAGAAAAACGGAAAGAAGAAGAAAUGAUAGAACUUGAAGGCCCUUUGGGUAAGAGUGAUGCCAUAAACCGCGAACUGGUAUCUCUGGAGAGGGACUUAUCAGCUCUGAGGAGGACAGGAGCAAUUGACUCUUUUGGAUUAUACUUGUAUGGUGUGGUUCUUAAAGAAAAGGGAAAUGAAAGUCUUGCUCGGGCCAGCCUCGUGGAGUCUGUGAACAGCUAUCCAUGGAACUGGAGUGCUUGGUCAGAGCUGCAGUCUCUGUGUACUUCGAUUGAAAUCUUGAAUAGCCUUAAUUUAAACAAUCACUGGAUGAAGGAGUUUUUUCUUGGCAAUGCUUAUCAAGAACUCAGAAUGCACACUGAGUCUUUGGCGAAGUACGAGUAUCUGCAAGGUAUUUUCAGUUUUAGCAAUUACAUCCAAGCUCAAACUGCAAAAGCUCAGUAUAGUCUUAGGGAAUUUGACCAGGUUGAAAUCAUGUUUGAAGAACUUCUGAGAAACGAUCCCUAUCGGGUGGAAGAUAUGGAUUUGUAUUCUAAUGUUCUGUAUGCAAAAGAAGCAUGUGCUGCGCUGAGUUACCUUGCACAUAAGGUGUUUUUGACUGAUAAGUACAGACCUGAGUCUUGCUGCAUCAUUGGCAACUACUACAGUUUAAAAGGCCAGCAUGAGAAAGCAGUUAUGUAUUUCCGGAGAGCUUUGAAACUGAACAAGAAGUAUUUAUCUGCGUGGACUCUUAUGGGCCAUGAAUAUGUUGAGAUGAAGAACACGCCUGCUGCCAUUGAUGCAUAUCGACGAGCUGUUGAUAUAAACCCUUGUGAUUAUCGAGCUUGGUAUGGGUUAGGACAGGCAUAUGAGAUGAUGGGGAUGCCUUUUUAUGCACUUCACUAUUUUCGCAAAUCCAUAUUCUUUCUUCCAAACGAUUCUCGGUUGUGGAUAGCCAUGGCUAAAUGUUAUCAAACCGAACAGCUUUACAUGCUUGAAGAGGCCAUCAAGUGUUACAAAAGAGCUGUAAACUGUACUGACACGGAAGGAAUAGCUCUUAAUCAGCUGGCAAAGCUUCACCAGAAGCUUGGACGUAAUGAAGAAGCUGCAUUUUACUUCGAGAAGGAUUUAGAGAGAAUGGAUGCUGAAGGAUUAGAAGGACCAAACAUGUUUGAGGCUUUAGUUUUUCUUGCUACACAUUUUAAAACUCACAAGAAGUUCGAAGAAGCAGAAGUGUAUUGCACCCGUCUUCUCGAUUAUAGUGGACCUGAAAAAGAAAAGGCAAAGAGCUUACUCAGAGGGAUCAGAAUGGCGCAAACCGGUUUUCCUUCAAUGGAUCUCGAGCAUUUUCCUAUUUAGCUGUACUGUUCCGAAUACUCAAAAGCUCUUUGAGAGAGAAUAUCUCCCAUCAUGUACACUAUAAACCUUUGUACACCAU